CGGCCUCGCGCGUGGCUUUUGUCGCCAGAUGAUCAAGGAUGCUCCUCGAUGGUUCCCACCGGGGAGAAAAUGCACACGUCCGAGCGAUGCCAAGUAUUAAAGUCGGCCCGUGUGUCAUGAGGAUGCGCGGCGCGAUAGGGACGCAAAAAGGGCCUCGGACGCCCACUUCGAAGCUUUACCGAGCGGAGCGCGGCUGUAACGAGAACAUCCACGCCCGAACAUGAGCACAAGCAGCACAGAAGCCUCCAAAAGUGUUUCUUCCUCGGCUACAAGCCGCGCUCAGAAGCAGGUCAGAAGCCUGGCCACAACUGAGUCGGCGACCACCGCGCGUGACGGCCGCUUGGGAGCAGGGGCACAAGCGGCCCAAGCAGGCCUGCCACGUGUGCCAGGCACUGUCACGAGACGGCCGAAACGUGCACCGAAGCAGGCGCUGCAGGUAGGCAUCGGCGGUGCUAACGGCCACCGCGGGGGCCGCGGGCAGCGCGGCGCGCGCGCGCGCUCACCGCCGAAGGCAGGGCUCGCACCCCGGCUGGCACGGGCGUGAUGCAGAGCCUGUGGACAGACAAGACGUAGAAGGAGGAGGAGGAGGAGGAGGAGGAAGAGGAGGAGGAGAGCCCCCGAUGAAGACACAUGCGCACUCCUCGCUCAUUGGGGCGGCCCACGAGUGCGCCUCGGCGCCGGUUGACACGCGUCGCUUUGAACGGUGUAUCGAGGGGGAAAAAAAAAAAAAAGCGAAGCGACGAGGCGUCGCACGCUGCCACGUCUCGUCUUGCCAAGUGGGCCCGCUCGACAAGGCAGCCCGGCAGAGGAGAGAGGGAGCCUGUGGAAGGCCCACCUCUGCAAGCAAGACCUCUGCUGGGAGGAGGAGGAGGAGGAGGAGGAGGAGGAGGAGGUGAAGGGAGGGGGGGAAGCAAGAGAGAGGAGGGAAAGACUGAGACGAAGUCGACACACUUACCCUUCUGGCGUGGACGCUUGACUCGGCCGAGCGCGCGGCGUGCGCGCGACGAGAACGGCGCGCCGUCUGGCAACUCGCACGCCCCGUCGAGCUCCAGUUCGAACCACACGGCCCUAUCCUGGGAAGCAGCUCCAUCGACGCCGCGGGUUACCCUGCGAUUCCGGCCGAGCGUAAGUCGAUGCAUCCACCGGUGCCUUGUCAAGAUGACGCGGACUGCAGACUGGCCAGGGCGCACGUCGGCAUCCACUCUCCACCCUCUCGAGCCUGGGCGCAGGGAGCGGGUGGGGGGGGGCGCGCGAAGCGGAGACCGCCAGCCUCCGCUGCGGGACGGCUGCUGCAGAUCCACGCACGAGAGCUACGCCGCGAAAGGGAUCGCCUCCCUCCCGAGCGUCGGAGCACAAAGAGAGGCGCGAGUCGUCGGCCGAGCUGGGUCUUCGACUCAUACAGGACCCAGGCCUGUACGGACGCAACUGGCACGCAGACGCGUUCAAAGUACACACUGUCGUGUCGCCCCUCGCGUCCUCCCUCUCCC
Molecule: messenger RNA, 1487 nt
Organism: Prorocentrum cordatum
Lineage: Eukaryota; Dinophyceae; Prorocentrales; Prorocentraceae
Source: the annotation of a GenBank genome assembly